Molecule: messenger RNA, 438 nt
Organism: Trypanosoma conorhini
Lineage: Eukaryota; Euglenozoa; Kinetoplastea; Trypanosomatida; Trypanosomatidae
Exons: 1
Coding region: 1-438 (145 amino acids)
Source: RefSeq, a predicted model, not a curated record
AUGCCCCAGACGAGGCCGGUCCCAUUGCCGCGGUUUCAGGGCGUCAUGCUCCUCACAAACAGAGGCGCUAGGAGCUGCUCCGUCUGUGCUGGUUGGUACUCGUCCCACCGACAGCGAACUGCAAGUAUCAAGGGGAACCAUUUGACGCCGUUGUACCGGCCCCAAUGGUGGGGGGCGGACGGCGUUGGCGGGGCAGGGCCCUCCAGCAGCCUUGGAAGCGGUCUUGCCACAGAUGGAAGCCGGAACUGUAAGACAAGGCGCUCUCCGCCGCUGCGGCGCGGCAGGAGGUUUCAUUCUCCUGCCGUCGCUCGUUUCGGUCGCAUCGGGGGCUUUCUAGUGCGUAGCGGCGGCAUCUCCAACGCACCGCGUCUCAUGUCGCGGCAUCUCCAGCGGCGUGCGUGCGUGCGUGCGUGCACGUUUUUCCCUUCUUUCAGCUAG